AUGGAUAACUACGAAGAGUUACCAAGGAAACACAUUAAUUAUGUUGUUAAUGGCAAAGUAAUGCUCUGCGCAGGAAUCUUUCUCUUCAUGGCAUUACUUAUUAUACUCUGCUUCCACAAGUACGCUCCUAUACUCUUCCGCAACAGCCGUCGUGCUCAGCACUUGCCCUCCAUUGCCACUGCCACUCCUCCAACAACCGUUGCUUCCAAAGGUUUGGAUCUUUCUGUCAUUAAAACAAUCCCUACUUUUUUUUACUCCACCAAAGCCAGCCAUUUACCUCCACUCGAAUGCGCCGUUUGCUUGUCUGAGUUCGAGAACGACGAGAAAGCCCGCGUUUUGCCCAUGUGUAAUCACACCUUCCACGUUGACUGCAUCGACAUGUGGUUUUAUAGUCACUCUAACUGUCCACUGUGUAGAGCUCCUGUACGAGCUGAUAUUCCGGUCAACCCACCUACAAUAUUAGAGCAGACCGUUGUUGCAGUGGCUGAAUCAGUCGGUUCAGAGACUUCUAUUGAAACGAACAGCUCUCCCGUUUCUUCUUCUUCUUCGUCAUUACCGUCGCCAUUAAUGCUGGAGAGUUGCCCCAUGAAAGCACUAGAGUUACUGGAAGUGGGAAUUCUUGUGGAGGUCCCCACGGGAGAACACAGAUAAACGGGUGUUGUGGAUGUGGGUUCGGGUUCGGGUUCGGGUAAGCGGAUUAUGAGUGUGAAGAGGAUUUGAAGCGUAUAAUAGUAGCAGUAAAAUCUAGAAUGUAUUUGCUCUGGGAAGAGAGGAAAAGAAAGAAACCAUAAUUUCCGUUUGCCAAGGCAGAGUUCUUGAAAGACACCGGAUUUUGAUUUUGAAAACGUGGCAAUCAUUCAUUACAUAGCUCGAGCAAACUCUUGCUCUGAAUCUGUAACACU
Durio zibethinus is the source of this 902-nucleotide messenger RNA. RefSeq names its product RING-H2 finger protein ATL5-like. The record is from RefSeq and is a predicted model, not a curated record. Gene Ontology annotation, molecular function: transferase activity. Lineage: Eukaryota; Viridiplantae; Streptophyta; Magnoliopsida; Malvales; Malvaceae. Gene Ontology annotation, biological process: protein ubiquitination.